This is a messenger RNA of Lingula anatina, 4173 nucleotides long. Its product is annotated as glycerophosphocholine cholinephosphodiesterase ENPP6. The record is from RefSeq and is a predicted model, not a curated record. Lineage: Eukaryota; Metazoa; Brachiopoda; Lingulata; Lingulida; Lingulidae.
ACCUGUAAAGAAAUAAUAGAAACAAGACAACACGACAGAAUGGUGAGUUCUCAGCGAUGGCGCCUACUUGUUUUUCAAUUUCUGUGUAUAUCUUGCUCGCUGAGGGUAACCCUGUCAGCGAACAAGCUACUACUUCUACUCGUGGACGGCAUGAGAUGGGAUUACGCCGACAGAGAGAAUCUACCUGCUUUUAAACAGAUAGAAACACAAGGUGCCCGUGCGACGAAAAUGCGACCCAAUUUUCCGAGCUCAUCUUAUCCAAAUUAUUAUUCUAUUAUGACAGGUUUACACUGUGAGAACCAUGGCAUAGUAUCAAACUGUAUGUAUGAUGCAGUCAAAAAUGAAACAUUUGACAUGGGCAGGAACCCAGAGUCCUAUGAUUCAUUCUGGUGGGAGGAUGCUGAACCAUUGUGGAUUGGUGUUGAGAGACAGCGCAAGAAAAGCUUUCUUUUAUCCUGGCCAACAUGUAAUGUCAGUAUACAUGGACGCAAGCCCUCCGUGUGUAGGGAGUAUUCUGCAGAACCUUUACAAAAUGGCGCCAGCCUGAAAGAAGACAUUAAGGAGGCUGUAGCUUCACUGAGGAAUAAUUCAGCAGAUUUUGUGGGUGUCUUCUUUGGUUCAGUUAACCAUCUUGGACAUCUGUACGGCCCUAAUGGCACUAAGUUGAAUUCCAUCCUAAAGGAGUUAGAUGGUGCAGUAGCUGAACUUUUGAACAUUACAAGCGACAUGAGGGAAACCUUGAAUAUUAUCAUACUGGCCGAUCAUGGAAUGACAUCCUUCACUAAGGGUAUAAACUUGACCGAGAGGAUGGACUUGAGUGACCUGGUCAGUUUUCCCAUCAAGGGCUCAUUAGAUGUUGGUGCAAAUGUAGAAAUUUGGCCAGAAAUACAUGUAGAUCCAGCAGAGUUAGUGAACAAGUUGAACAAUGACUCAUGGGGGGAGAGAAAUUUUACAGCUUACCUGAAAAAGGAUAUUCCAGAGCGUUUCUUUUAUAAAAAUCACAGACGGAUUGCUCCAGUUGUCGUCAUGGCAGAUAUUGGCUACUAUAUCAAUUCGUUUGCAUCUCCAAAUUUGCCAACUUUUAAUGACACAGAUGAACAUAAUAAAACUGUUGUUCGGAAUUUGGGAGGAUAUCAUGGGUAUGACAACACAGAAAGUGAUAUGCAUGCCAUCUUUUAUGCCAUAGGACCCAAUUUUAACGCCAACUCUAAAGUGGACCUCAUCAAUAACACAGACGUGUAUCAAGUAAUGUGUAAGAUACUUGGGAUAGAAGCAGCAGCUAAUAAUGGAUCCUGGGAAGCUAUGAGUACCUUGACCAUGUUUGACCAGCCGACUACAUCAACAACUACAUCAGCAUCGCCACCUGAGACUACAUCUUCAUCAACAUCUUCAACUUUGUCUCCAACUGCACAGCCACAGAGUGGUGGAGUCAACGCUGGCUUUGUAAUAUUAGGACUGUUGAUUGUGGUGGGGCUGGUUAUUGUAGGAGUGUGUAUUUGGAAAAGAUAUCGAAAAAGAGAAUAUGAUGAUCUUGCUUUUCUGAGAGACGAUUUCUCUUAUACAAAGACUGAUUUUACAGACAGAGACCUAUAGAGGGAGCAAUUUCUUCAUCCUGUAGAGGAGGGCAUUUCUCUCUGGGAAUGUUGGAGCAUUUUUUUUUCUGUGGUUGUGGCUUUUUUUUCUGCCAGAGGAGGAUCUGAUUUCCUUGGUGAAGGCCCUUGUUUUGAGUGGAAAGUUGAACUGCACCAGAAAAUAUAUAUGCAUUUUCUUAAUCAACUCUUUAGUCAUUCUUGCGUUUAUUUUAUUAAGUUCAUGGUGAUACUGGUAUAGAACUGAGCUUUGUAAUUUUGGCUGAGAGUUUUGUAAAGACCCUCAAUUGUCGGUCUUUCCACCUUUAUAAAUUUUUCUCUCAGAUGCUUUAUUUGUGAUGAGUGUAAGUCCUGUGGUGAGACUAUUUUUUGUACUGUUAGACAAAAAUGGCUGUAGCAGUAUUUAACACCUGUACAGUAUUUAACACACAAACGACUUUUAGUAAAAUAUGGGUCAUCUUUUUCUUUUAAUCCAAGCACAUACGGCCAUAUUGAGGUGAUGUAAGUAUUGACAGUGAUUAGACAAAGUUGUUGUUUUGUACAAAGAUGAGAUAAAAAAUUUAUAUUUCUUAUUUUCAGGAACAUUUUUGGCAUCUGUGGGCGUAGUAAUUUCCAACGUCUGUGAUAAGUAUUUACAUUGAUUGGUGUCUAUGGGUGCAUUCAGAACUUUCCUAACUUAACCCCAAAAGGGCAGUCCUUGCGCAUAUACAGUUUUUGCUUAUCCCAAAAGCCAAGACCUGCAUCUAUGCAUAUCUUGGAAAUAUUGGUGUUUUGUUCUUUUUUGAUUUGUGUUUUCAGAAAAAAUACCACAAUGAUAUUCAAUAUAUUCAAAAUGUUUUAUGUCUUGCCUCUUGUUUGAGCUAUUUUUGGAAAAUGGAGUGAGAAAACAAAUUUUAUAGGUGCUUGAGAGAAAAAAUUGAGGCAUUUCACUGCCUCAUACACUUGUAGAUUCUGGAUACAACUAAAACAGAAAUAUGCUGAUUUUUUUAGUACAAAGAUAACAAAUAUAGCAUCAUUAUCAUGAAGAAUUCCCAAGCAGAGAUGCGAAGAAAUUUGAAAUAUUUGUACAUUGUUUUAUGCAGUUUUUCAUUUUCCGAACCAGCUAUCAAAUAUGAAUUCCAUUUUGAUAAGUCAGUAAUUCUGACAGGUUUUCUCAAAUUUAGCAAAAAGGCGGUUAGUGGACAUCUGUUAGACUUAAUCUGUUUUCAGUCAGCAUGUUUUACAUAAUAAUAUACAUUUGCAUAUUAGAAAUAUUGGUUCACACUGCACCAUGAGAUUCUGAAUCUACCUUUGCACAAAUUUCUCAGCUUAAUCUAAGCACCUUGUGUUUCAUAGUAAUUUUCAAACACUCCUCUUUGCACAGCAAGUGGUGGUUGCUGUUGGUUGGGUAUUGGAACAGAACUAGCUAGUACCUUCUUGUUUAUGGCUGACAUAUGCAGGGUGUAGAAAUUUUAUGGACUUAAGAGGGAGCCAGAACAACUGUACUGUUUCACAGCCAAUAGCAAAGCUAAAAUGGAACGGGAAGAUAUGACAAAGAGAGAUUGAAUGAAUCAAAGACAUCAGUCAUAACCAUCAGCAAACAGCUGCAAUUUAUUAUGUAGGUUCUGAGAUCAAAUUAAGUUUUUGUAAUGGUCUGAUAAUUACAUGUAUCACAUAAAUUAUGUUUGCUUUUUAUAGAGCAGUAUUGUUUAGAUAAUUGACCAUUUUGAGCUUAAACGUAAUGCGUGCCAUUGCAAAACAAUUUCAAUAAUGUGUUUAGACAAAAAUUACUGACAUUGUUGACAUUAAUAUUAAAUAUUGAAACAAAUAUUAUUCUUGUAGGUUGGUGGGAUUCUUUUUAAUGUUUUGAUUUAACAUGUAUACAUGUGAGAAAGAGAGAGAUGUGCAUGUUAAAGAUUUUAAAGAUGUAAUAGACCCUAACUUCUCACAUUUUAUUACUUAUUAUGGUCAAUCUCACAUCUUGUGGACUUAAUUUUUUCUUUGGUUAUAGCUGAAAUCCAUAAAUGUUGCAUAACUUGAAUUUUUUAUUUAGCUGGAACAGAUUUUUGGUCCUAAGUUGUCCAAAGCAAUGAUGUGCCAACAGUUUAUCCAAAUCAGUAAAAUCAUAACUCUUACAUAGUUCAGACAUAAAAUAUUUAGCUUGGGAAGAUCUUUUGAUAACAAGAAUGAGUAAUAGUGCAUAUUAUAUCUAAAAUUUCAGAUCAGAUGCAACAUUUCAGCAAAUAUAAAUGAUUUGAUGUUUAGAAAUUAUCCAAGAAAAACAAAGAGAGAGAUAUACAGCUUUGGCUGUUCCCUGUUUAUGUGCAUUGUAAUUUGUAUUUCAAGAACUGCUAUAUUGCUUGCAAACUACACAUCUCUUCCUCAUAUAUUUAUGUGUGUGUGUUGAACAUUUAUUGUAAUAUUUGGGGCAAAUUAUAUGUUUUUAUUAUUUUGCAUUUAGCUACAAUUUAAACUUGUUUAUGAAGGUACAUCUUAUGUAUUGUUUCAUGGUAAGAUAUUUGUUUGUUUUAAUUUAUUUGCAAAACACAUAAUUGCAACUUUUGUUAUUUAUAUAUUAUGCAAGGGAUAAGAGUAAAGCAUUUUA